AUAAUUAUUUUUUAAUUAAUGUUUCUAAACAUUUCCUGCAACAUUCCUCUGCGUUCGUCAUAUUGCUUUUUAUUCUUCAUUAAAUUUCUCUUAGCCAAGUGGCAGCACUGCAACUGACAGCUGCUUCCAGUGAACAUACAAAAGUCACAAACGUGGAAUUUUGGAAAUUCUUUACAUUUUCUCGUCGAAAAAACACGUCAAAAUUUAAUCAAAGCAGAAAACUGUAGAAAUAUUAAAGCACGUAUGCCACGACGAGAAGGAAUGAUAUAAAAAAAAAAACAAUAAAGUUGUUAGGUGUAUUAUUGGUAACGAGCAGUGUCCUUGGCGCUACGAAAUCAUACUUUUCUAGUAAAUUCCAUUAGCUGAGCACAGAAGUACCAAUUAGCAGAAAAGGCUUAUAAAAAUAUUAGUAAAAGUGCAAUUAUCUACAAAGCACAAUGUCCAAUUCAAGCGCAGGACCAACCAAACAGGAUAUUGAAGCAGUGUUUCAUCGACUACGUUCACAACCUGCUAAUAAAGCUUGUUUCGAUUGUUCGGCUAAGGCGCCCACUUGGUCUUCCGUUACGUAUGGCAUUUUUAUAUGCAUCGAUUGUUCUGCAGUACAUCGAAACUUGGGUGUUCACUUGACUUUUGUGCGCUCAACAAAUCUUGAUACCAACUGGACCUGGGUGCAGUUACGUCAAAUGCAACUAGGUGGUAACGCAAAUGCCGCACAGUUCUUCCGUCAACAUAACUGUGUCACCACCGAUGCACAGCAAAAGUACAAUUCGCGUGCAGCUCAAUUAUAUCGCGACAAGUUGGCAGCUUUGGCACAACAAGCUAUGAAAGUGCACGGCACAAAGCUGCAUUUGGAGAAUAUCGCAGAUAAGGCGGAUGGCAAUGAUUUGAAAUCCACCGUUGACGCCGAGGAAGAUUUCUUUGCUGAGUGCACUAACGACAACAAUAAGAAAACGUUGUUCGACAACAAUAACAGUGAACGGGAAGUGAAGCUGGACAUUAUUACCAAAACUGCCACACCAACACUCUCUAAAGACAAAUCAUCCACUGAAAACAUUAGUGCAGGUGCACCGAGUGUAGAUUUUCUCAAUUCCGUUGUACCACCGCCGACUGUUGCACCUUCAAUAGGUGUGCGCAAGAUACAGCCAAAGAAAUCCGGUUUGGGCGCACGCAAAGGUGGUCUCGGUGCCACCAAGGUAAAAACGAAUUUCGCUGAAAUUGAACAACGUGCAAACUUAGCUAAUCAAUGCAAGGAGGCGCCGGUAGUAUCUGAUAAGCCACAAACUGCUGAGGAGGAGCGUGAGUCGGUGGCUAGCAUGCGUCUGGCUUAUAAAGAUCUGUCGUUGCAAAAGACACGAGAAGAAGAAAAAUUAAAAUCGGUUGAUCCAGCUAAAGCAAAGCAAAUGGAGCGUCUUGGCAUGGGUUUCAGUUUGCGUGGCUCGGAUAUAUCACAUUCAGCACUAAGCGACAUGGAGACCAUACAGCAAACAUCUGCACCGAAGACUCAGACCAAAAUGUCUAACUUUGUUUCCAAUGAUGAAUUGGUUGAUAUUGAUAAUGUUCUAAGUGAUUAUUCGAGCCAUUUAUAUAUUGAUAAUGUUGUUGCGCGUGGCAAUGGUGGUGUGAAAAUUUCAAAACUGGAUAAAACUGAAUUGGAAAUGAUGGGCUUUGAGGCAAUUGAACCGAUUGGUGGUGGACAUUCCAAUAUUACUUCAAUGUUUGCUGGCGCUGAUGGUGAUGCGAAGCAAAAGCCGCCUGCUAAGACCAUAGCGUCUAGAGGCAGCGAGAGUAGUUCGCAAAAAACUGCAAAUAAAUCCAAAAGCAUGACUUUCGAUGAAACUUCGGCACAACAGAAAUUCGGUAGUGCUAAAGGUUUCGGUUCUGAUCAGUUCUUUGCUAAUGACUCAAGCAAAAGCGAUAGAAGGAAAGCGAAUCUGACGCGUUUCCAGAACUCUGAUAGUAUAUCAUCAUCGGAGUACUUCGGCAGAAAUGAACAAGGCAAUGGCGUACGUGGGCAAGGAUCACGUGAUGCCGCCGCAGUGGUUUUCCAGGCACCCGAUUUGGACGACGUUAAGGAGAGCGUGCGACAAGGUGUACACAAGGUUGCUGGUCGCCUAAGCUCUAUUGCGAAUGAUGUCAUGUCAUCGAUUCAAGAUAAAUAUGGCUACUGAUCGAAAAUGUUAUUGCGUUUUGUAUCGAGACGCACUUUCCACUUACUAUGCAUAGUUAGUAAUUGCAUUUGAAAGCGUAUAUUAUUGUUCAAAUUCAACGGAAACAAAAAGAAAUCAAUUACAGGCAUAUAAAAUUGCUAGAAAAUUAAUUAAAGCAUAUAAAAUAAAUAAAUUACAGCAAGGUAAAUAGUUUUCUAUAAAUAUUCAGAAGAAAAAAAAAAAUAAACUCACGAAACUCUAUUUACGGAACAAAAAUAUUAAAAUGCCAUCGGAACCAAUAUAGAUAGCUUUGCGUCAUUUCACGUUUUUUUUUUUCAUAAUAAUUUUCGUGACGUUGUUUCAACUAUUCUAUUUUGCCACACUCUAUUACUAAUUUUUCCGCAACUCUUUACUUAUUUUCAUAAACAUAAAUCUACGGUACUGUUUUGCCGUUAUUUUAAACUUUUGUAUCAUUACCAAUUGGCGCUAUUUUUUCCAUUGUAUGUAUGUAUUUAGCUGGUUAGCAACGCAUUGUAGAGAGCACCAUUAGGAAAUAAGUGGAAAUAUGUAUGUAUAAUCAAAUGUAUAAAUAUAAAGGUUUUAAAUUUUCAAAUAUUUUA
Bactrocera oleae (olive fruit fly) is the source of this 2767-nucleotide messenger RNA. It is a transcript of the gene ArfGAP3, whose product is annotated as ADP-ribosylation factor GTPase activating protein 3. Lineage: Eukaryota; Metazoa; Arthropoda; Insecta; Diptera; Tephritidae. Gene Ontology annotation, molecular function: GTPase activator activity. Gene Ontology annotation, biological process: COPI coating of Golgi vesicle. The record is from RefSeq and is a predicted model, not a curated record.